UCCCAGAGCGCCUCGCUGCCGCGAGCCGGGCGGGCGGCGCGCGGUCGCGGAGUCGCUGUGGACUGGCUGCUGCGGCGCCGCGCGGGCGGGUGGAAUCGUGGCGGAAUCCCCCGCGCCAGGGCAGGGGCGAGAGAGCGCCAUGGCGGCUGCUGUGGCGGCGGCAUCCGGUGUCGGCGCCGCGGCGAGGUGAGGGGCCCGCCUCUUCAGGACCGAGGAAGCCACAGCCGCUCGCCUGCUUUACACGCGGGUCGCGGCUCCGGCAUGGCCGGGAUCAUUAAGAAGCAGAUCCUGAAACACCUGUCUCGGUUCACGAAGAAUCUUUCCCCAGACAAAAUCAACUUGAGCACCCUGAAAGGGGAGGGUCAGCUGACCAACCUGGAGCUAGAUGAAGAGGUUCUACAGAAUGUGCUGGAGCUGCCUACCUGGUUAGCCAUCACUCGAGUCUACUGCAACAGGGCCUCCAUCCGGAUUCAGUGGACAAAGUUGAAGACACACCCAAUUUGCUUGUGUCUCGAUAAGGUAGAGGUGGAGAUGAAGACUUGUGAGGAGCCUCGGCCUCCCAACGGACAGUCUCCCAUUGCUCUUGCUUCAGGACAGAGUGAGUAUGGCUUUGCGGAGAAGGUGGUGGAGGGGAUGUUUAUCAUCAUCAAUUCCAUCACCAUCAAGAUUCACGCCAAGGCCUUCCAUGCUUCUUUUCAACUGUGGCAGCUCCAAGGCUACAGUGUCAACCCCAACUGGCAGCAGAGUGAUCUUCAUCUGACGCGCAUCACUGAUCCCCGCCGAGGAGAGGUUUUAACAUUUAAGGAAAUAACUUGGCAGACACUUCGAAUUGAGGCAGACGCUACAGACAAUGGUGAUGACCCAGUCACUACCCCGCUGAGGCUUAUUACUAACCAAGGCAGGAUCCAAAUAGCCCUCAAGAGAAGAACCAAAGACUGCAAUGUGAUAGCCUCCAAGCUGAUGUUCCUGUUGGAUGACCUGCUCUGGGUGCUGACCGACUCACAGCUCAAAGCUAUGAUGAAGUACGCUGAGUCACUGAGUGAGGCCAUGGAGAAGUCAGCCCAGCAAAGAAAGAGCCUGGCUCCUGAACCUGUGCAGAUCACUCCACCUGCUCCCAGUGCCCAGCAGACUUGGGCUCAGGCAUUCAGUGGCAGCCAAGGCAACAGUAGUAACAGCAGCAGCCGCCUCAGCCAGUACUUUGAGAAAUUUGAUGUGAAAGAGUCCUCCUACCAUCUCCUUAUCUCCCGCCUGGACCUGCACAUUUGUGAUGACAGCCAGUCUGGAGAGCCAGGUAUCUCUGCAAACAGACUCAUGGGUGGUGCCAUGCAGCUUACCUUCCGCAAGAUGGCAUUUGACUACUAUCCCUUCCACUGGGCAGGUGAUAGCUGCAAACAUUGGGUGCGGCACUGUGAGGCCAUGGAGACCCGAGGCCAAUGGGCCCAGAAGCUGGUGAUGGAAUUUCAGAGUGAAAUGGACAAGUGGCAUGAAGAGACAGGUCUGAAGCCACCCUGGCAUCUGGGGGUGGAUGCUUCCUUCCGGAGGAAAGCAGAUUCUCUCUGUAGUCCUCGAAAGAACUCUGUGGAGAGAAGCCCCUCCCAGGGCCGACAGACUGCCUUUCGGCCUCCAGUAUGGAAUCGAUUACGCUCUAGCUGCAUGGUUGUACGAGUGGAUGACCUGGACAUCCACCAGGUUUCCACAGCUGGACAACCAAGCAAGAAGCCAUCUACACUCCUUUCCUGCAGCCGGAAGCUCCAUAACCUACCUGCUCAGGUUUCUGCCAUUCAUGUUGAGUUCACAGAGUAUUACUUUCCAGAUAAUCAGGAGCUUCCAGUUCCCUGUCCCAAUCUGUACAUUCAGUUGAAUGGCCUGACAUUUACUGUGGAUUCUGUCAGCUUGCUCUGGGGAAACCUCUUCUGCCUAGAUUUAUAUCGCAGCUUGGAGCAGUUCAAAGCUAUCUACAAGUUGGAAGAUUCAAGGCAGAAAGAUGAACACUUGGACAUGCGACUGGAUGCCUUCCGUUUGAAGGUGAGCUUCCCACUGCAGAAGAAAGAGCAGGCAGAGUUGCAUCGUCCCCAGGCCCUGGUCUUCUCUGCAUCAGAAAUGAUUGCCACCAAUACACGUCACGCCCCACAUUGUAGCUGUCCAGACCUCCAGAGUCUCUUCCGGGGUUUUGCUGCUGCUGAGUUCUUUCAUUCUAAUUAUGAUCACUUUCCCAAGGCUCCUGAUGGCUUUAGCCUUUUGCACAUGCUUUUUUUCCAUCAUGCUUUCCAGAUGGAUUCCCAUCCCCCUCAGCCUAGUAUCCUCCCUCCCCAGAGGCCAAAGGCUUCCCAGGAUCUGUGGUCCAUCCACUUCACUCAGAUCUCCUUGGACUUUGAAGGAACAGAGAAUUUCAAAGGUCAUACCUUGAAUUUUGUGGCCCCUUUCCCCUUGUCCAUUUGGGCCUGUCUGCCUCUCCGCUGGCAGCAAACCCAGGCACGGAAGCUCCUUUUGGCCUCAGAGGGGAAGCUAAAACCGUCAGCCAGCUUUGGCAGUCCUGUCCAGUCUGAGACCUUUGCCCCUGAUUCUGGGUCUCAUCAAAGGUCAAAGACUGAGCAUGAUUUGAAAAGCCUGUCAGGCCUUACGGAAGUCAUGGAGAUUGUGGGAAAAGGCAGUGGUGGUGUGGACAGCAAAGGGCCUCUGACAGAGCCAGAGGAUGUAGCAGAAGUUCACCUGCUUGUACACUCCCCUGUCCAUGUCCGUGUGAGGCUUGACCACUACCAGUACUUGGCCUUGCUCCGUCUGAAGGAGGUUCUGCAGAGGCUUCAGGAGCAGUUGACUAAAGAUACUGAGACCAUGACUGGGUCUCCCCUGCAGAACCAGACAGCUUGCAUUGGUGUCCUCUUUCCUAGUGCUGAGGUGGCUCUGCUCAUGCAUCCUGCCCCUGGGACUGCUGAUGCUGACUCUGCAGGUUCGGAUACCACCAGCCUAAUAGAUUCAGAGUUUUCUCCUUCAGAGGAUCGGGAGCUGAAGUCUGAUGCUUCUUCAGACCAGGGCCCAGCAAGCCCUGAGAAGGUGAUGGAGGACAGCAGCAUUGAAAAUCUCAAUGCGUGCCAGGAGAGGCUGCAUAACAAUGGAGAACUGCAGGACUCAGGUCCACUUGCCCAGCAGCCAGCAAGGAAGGGCCAUGAGGCAGUUGAGUCCCUACAGGCCAAGCGACUAAGCAGAGCCCAAGCCUCCAGCUCAACAACUGUGUUGAAAUCCCCAGCUGGCAAGGAUACUGCUGUGAAUGGACAGGGAGAGCCCAUCCCCUUGAGGAAUAUUGAGGGAGAAUUGUCGAGUGCUAUUCACAUGACCAAGGAUGCCACCAAGGAAGCUCUACAUGCCACCAUGGACCUCACCAAGGAAGCUGUAUCCCUGACUAAGGAUGCCUUCACUCUGGGCAGAGAUCGAAUGACCUCCACCAUGCACAAGAUGUUGUCCCUGCCGCCUGCCAAGGAACCCUUGGCUAAGACAGAUGAGGGGGUGGCAACCCCAGCGAGUGGAGGUGCUGCCCGACUCAGAUUUUUCUCCAUGAAGAGGACAGUAUCUCAGCAGUCAUUUGAUGGUGUUUCAGUGGAUAGCAGUGGCCCUGAAGACCGGAUUUCAGUGGACAGUGAUGGCAGUGAUGGCUUUGUGAUGCUCUUGGAGUCUGAGUCUGGUCCAGAAUCUGUUCCACCAGGAUCUCUGCCAAGUGUUCUGGAUGAUUCUGCUGUUGAAGGGAACCCUGUUGUGGAUAAUUGUGGACAGGGGUCCCCAGAGGCCAACAGUUCAGUUUCACCCAGUGGCAACCUUGUUCUUCACCCGGUCUCAGUUUUGGUCCUGAAGGUGAAUGAGGUGUCUUUUGGGAUUGAGGUUCAUGGUGAGGACCUGACUAUAGCCUUGCAAGCAGAGGAACUAACCCUGCAGCAGCUGGGCACUGUGGGACUCUGGCAGUUUCUGCAUGGACAAUGCCCAGGAACAAGCUUCCAGGAAUCCUCAAAUUUGAAGACUGGCCGUGUCAGGCCUGCCGUGGGCCUUCGCUUUGAGGUGGGGCCUGGUGCAGCUAUUCAUUCUCCCCUGGCCACACAAAAUGGCUUCUUGCAUUUCUUGCUUCAUGGCUGUGACCUUGAGCUGCUCACAUCAGUACUCAAUGGCCUGGGGCCUUUCUUGGAGGAUGAGGAAGCCCCAGUGGUAGUCCCUAUGCAGAUUGAGCUGCUGAACUCCAGUAUCACCCUAAAGGAUGACAUUCCCCCCAUCUAUCCAACGUCUCCAGGCCCUGCCCCCAUCACCCUGGCCAUGGAGCACAUUUCAUUGAAGCGGAGCGAUGAUGGUGUAUUCCACAUCAGUGCUGCUGCUCAGGAUAGACUGCCGGCUGAAGUACCUAAAAGUGAGAAGCAGCUCUCAAAAGAACAGGUGUUCCUGGUGCCCUCAGGAGAGGUUUUUGGACAGCAGGUGAAAGAGCUGCCUACCCUACAAAAAGAACUCAUAGAAACUAAACAAGCACUAGCCAAUGCCAACCAGGACAAAGAGAAACUUCUUCAGGAGAUUAGGAAAUAUAACCCCCUCUUUGACCUCUGAUAACAGUGGCUUAGCCACCUGUGCCAAGGAGAGAAGAGAUCACCAGCAAUAGCACCACUUAGGACAGAGGGUGCUGUCCAGUGUGAUUCAUCUGUGGAGGACAUCAGAGGGACUGUGGAGUGUUCAAUUCACCUUGCCAUGUGCUUACUACUAGCUGUUCUAACUGGAUGAAGGAUAGGGCAAAGUGUGACCACAUGCCAAGAAAUCAGGGGUAGCUUUGUAUGUGGCUCAUGCAUCCUGUCUUUCUGUAUCAGGCCUUUUGGCCCUGUGCAUAUGAAGUAGAAUCUUCUCCACACCAUAGGGCCAUUUCACCUCAGUUUCGUUGCAGAGAUAUUUGCUUUCCUUACAACCUAUGUGAACAAGUGACAGUACCCACCUCCUCAGUCACCCACAGAGCCACCAAAGAUUCCAUGUCCCAGAACUUCCUGCAGCAGACCUGAAAAGUCUUUGGCUUGAGUUUUGGUUUGGAUAGUGAAGUAGAACAGGAAGUAGCUGAGCAAGGGGGCAGGGGCAGAAGAGGCACAAGACUAAGGGAGACUUGGUUUGCAAUGAGAACCAGGCUCAUGUUGUCUUGGCUGAUACUCCAAUCAGAUACUUCAGAGUCAAGCUUCUUUUUCUUGUAAUUUCAUCAGUGCCAUGGUAGAAAGUAAACAACAGUUGUGACUCAGCCAUAUCAUCUUUCCUUUCUUUAACAUUUAUUUGAAAUUUAAAUCAAGGGAAAAUACUCACUUUGGGCAGGCUGACCAGCAGAGGAGUGCAACCCUUGGCCCCUGGAGUCAUGGCCUCUCUCAUAGCUGCAUCUGAGAGGCCAUUUCCUUAUGUCCUGGAGUCCCUGGUCAUCUGCUUUCUUAGCACAAUGACUUUGUACCAGUGCUUGCCUCAGCACCUGGUGGUUUGAGUGCUGAAAGUGUGUUUUAAAUCUCAAUGUAAAUAUCUCUGCCUGCUGCCUCUCACUCUCUUCUAUUACUGUGGUUUUUUAAAAUCAUGUCCUUUUGACUUAAGUAAAACAAAAACCCUCCGCCUAGCUAGGUUUCUACCCUUGCCCUAUAAAAUAACUAUUUCCCCUCUUUUUUAAUUCUCUAAAACUUUUCCUUCACCAUACUGCUCUUUGGUACACUUUAAGCUGUGUUGAUUGGACAGAAGUUCAUUAACUAACUAACUUUGACUUGGCCAGAUGGCAAAAUAAUGAGUUAGUGAUGUCACUAAAAUCUUAAUCAUACAUGGAUUUUGGAUUUUUUUUUGGUGGCACUGGGGUUUGAACUCUUGGGUUUGUGCUUAUGAGGCAGAUGCUCUACCACUUGAGACAUAUCCCCAUCCCAUACAAGACUUACUGAAGGAGAAAAAAAGCAUGAUUUUAUGGAAAAUCAUGCUGACUUGCAUACAUUAGGUAUUUUUUUGGCGAGGGGCAGGUGGAGAGGUAUUUUGAGACAGUCUUUCUGUGUAGUCCAGACUGGCCUCAAACUUGAGAUCCUUCAGUGUCAGAUGAGAAUACAGGUGUGUGCUACCAUACCCAGCUACACUCUAGUUUUUUAGAGGACAGAAAGAAACAUUCAUUCAUGAAGGUUAAGUUCUAAUUUAUUCAGACUUUUAAAGGACUUUGUCAUGUCUCUUUAGCGAGGCAGACUUUUAAAAGACCAGUUACUAUGGGAUUAUGGGAAUUUGGCAUGCUUAGGAAACAAAUUGGAGACAAAUCCAGAGAUAAAGAUAACAGGGGAACAGUGUUGAUACUCACAGUUUAGUCUUAUUUAAGAGUUUAUAAAUGACACGAAAGUAGGAUUUAACAGCAAAAUCAGAUGUUGCUACUUCCAGGCAAUGAAAUGUAGACCAGACGAGAUAAACAAAAACCAGAGCCACAGAAAGGGCAUAACAGGAAGGGCUGUGGAUACUCAGAAAAGUGACAGGUGAGGUUCAGCAUAGUACAUGGAAGGUAAUGUAUUUAUGGAAGAAUGAUCAAAUGAUAUGGCAGUGCGCUCUGUUAGAACUCGGGAAAGACACCAAAGCCUUGCUGAGAGGGAAGAUGUGCUGCUGGGGCCAAAGGCCUGACUGCCCUCCAGGCACUUUCAGGAAGGGUGCUGUGGACAACACAGAACAGCACUUCAUGCAAAACUAUGGGGAAGGCUUAAUCCAAUUACCUGUGUGUUUCUAGUGACCUUGUUUAUCAAAUAGAUGGUGAAAGGAGCAAAGAUCCAGACAACAUAAAUGAUCAGGGGUGGAGGUACUUUCAUGUGAGGAUAGGUCUUUAAAGUGUAGACUUUGGUUCUGCUGAGGGGAAUGUUUGAUCACAUGUCCAGUCAAGAACAAGGACCCAGUCCUGAAACAUUAGCUGUAGGGCUCCAUCCCAACUUGGGUAAAAGAAAGUACUUCUAACAAAUCAGAAACUUGAAGAUCAUGUUGUCUAAGAAGUGACGCAGACUGAAACUAUACGUGGGUGCAGAUUUAAGAGGAAUAUUUGUAUGAUGACCUCCCAAAGGAAUCAAGAAAGCGGGCUUCUUGGUGAUAUACGACUGAGAGGGCAACUGUCCCUCCAUAGUCUGUCCCUCAGUGCUGCUUUAAAGGCAGAAUGUUGGACUAAGUGGAUCACUGUUCCUCUCAAGUGUGACAUUUCUAAUGUUCUUGGAGGGGGAGGAGGGGUGAGGUAGAGUCAAUAGCUGGCAAAUAGAAUUAUUCAACCUCAGGCUCAACUGAAUUGGUUUAAAAAUCACAUUCUGUUUCCUUCCAUUCCUCUCCUGCUCAUACUAUACCUCUGGCAACACUUCAUUCAAAGAAAAUGUCUAGUAGGUGUUGCUUAGUAUACCUUACCUUAAACUUGUAGUAGAAACAUACAAGUACCAAGAAUAUCCCUUAAUGCCCAGAGCUGUCAGUUUCUGGGCCCUCGGAUAAGUCUGUCUUGUCCAUUUGACAAAUGGAGCCUUACAGUUUCUUACUUCCCAUUGUGUCUUGAAAUCCUCCCCUCAGGAAAUAUGACAGGGUUCACUAUUUCUUGGGAUUUUAGUAAAAAUUAUCUUGUAUAAUUUCAUAUUCCUAUUCACUGGGGGAUGAGACUUUUUCAUAAUGAAAUGUGAACUGGUGGUAAUCUUCAGGAUAAAUGUAAAGGAAAAUAAUAGAACGAAAACGUAUUGUCAGCCCUCUUGGACUUGCUUAUGUUUUCUGCCUUGGAGCUAUAAGACUGAAUAAGAAAUAACAGUACCUCAAGAAAAUGUCUGUAGUGAUAGAACUGCAAUCCGUGGAGAGUUUAGGCACUGCGUGUUACCCUUUCAGCUGUGAAGCAUUUGUGACUGUGUAUUAUCUAUAACUGUCUAGAUGUACUGUUUAUAUGCAGGUGCUGGGGAUAUGCUUGUGCAUAUGGACUAAAGUUAAAUCCUUUGUGUAACUGGACUGCAGGGAUGGCUGUCAAUCUCAAAUUCUUUUUCAAUUCACUGGAAUAAUUAACCUAGUUUUUUCUGGUAUAAGACAAAAGUGGAUUCUAUUCACAUGAUGGCUACUUUUGACUAUAUAUGUCAUCUCUCAUUUUGCCUUGGGCCUCAACCUUUGUAUCUCCUUUCCGUGGUUCUAAAAGACAGGCACUUGUAUAUGGAAUAGAUAAGGGAUAUAAACACUACCCCUCACAUAUCCCAUAACUCAAAUGGUUCCAUUAACACAUUUCUAUCGUUUCCCCUUAUGAGGAAACAGAGUGGUGGAAAGAAGGUAGUUUGUGUAUUGCCAUAUGGGAACUUUCCAUUCCAAACCUUUAUAGUAGGGUGUUCCCCUCCCCCCUUUAAUACUUGCCUAAACUUCUAAAAUCAGUUAUAGUAAAAUCACAGAACCAUAAACUUUGGCAUAUAAGCUAGUACGAUGGCAUCUGGUUGAGAACUGUAAAAGUCGGGGUGAUGUACUAUCCUUUCAGAGACUAGGGCCUUUGCCUAGUUGCUUUCUUGCCUUCUGCUAGACUAGGAAUGCCCCAUUCACCUCUGUGUAGGUGUAGGCAGUAGCUAUUAUUCAAUGGGCAUUUGUUCCCCAUGAACAGGGGAAAAACACUUUAUAACAGUGAGGAUUUGCUAAGUGGCCAGACUUGAGAUUUGAUUGUCCUCUGUUGUUUAUUCAGUUUCAGCCUUAUCCAGUAUCUCUAAUUUCAGUGGGUGUAGUUCCUGUGUUGAAAAAAAAAAAAACAAAACUCCUAUUAGUGAUGAGAGAAUAUCUUGUGUGUCAGUUUAUUAGUUUUUGGUAAAGAUUUAGCCUGAAUCUUACAGCAUUUCUUUGUGAAAUGCUCCACUGAAGUGUCUUGUCCAUUGGCUAAGCCAAUGAGUUUUAACGUAAGAUACUAAUGUAAGAUAGGUCCACCUUCAUGAGUCCAAGCUGUUUCUCCCCCUCAGGGUGCUAAAUGGAACUGGAAUCUUUACUAAGACCUGCUCAGGAAAGCUUCAAAAGAGAACAGCUUCAAAAUCCUUCUCCCUGUGACUCUGAAACCAUAGAUGGGAAAGAAUUCUGGGGGAUUGCCAAUUAUAUGUAGUAGCCUUAUUACUGAUAAUCACUGUCAAUAAAAGGUCACUCCAUUCCUCUCUGAGGAAAACAAUGAGAAUGUAUGUGAUGAACUGGAAUCUUGGUCAGUAUUGGGAAGUUUUAAUGUUGCAAUAUCUCAUCAAACUCUUGAGUGUACUGGUUCUAUGAACCACCUGAAAAAAAAUUAAACUUACUAAACUGUU
Molecule: messenger RNA, 9254 nt
Organism: Castor canadensis (American beaver)
Lineage: Eukaryota; Metazoa; Chordata; Mammalia; Rodentia; Castoridae
Gene: Bltp3a
Product: bridge-like lipid transfer protein family member 3A
Molecular function (GO): histone deacetylase binding
Source: RefSeq, a predicted model, not a curated record